AUGAAAUUUCUAAAAAAGGCGGAUUUCUUUGGAGUACCAUUUGUAUAAAAUAUCGAUCACCAAUAAACAAAAUUUCAAAGUGUAACUGGAGGAAUAUUAACAAUUGCAAUCUUUGUAUUAAGUUUAUCCUAUACAUUUUGGGUUGCUUACCUCUGGAAAACAAAUUAAAUGAACCCAAAAAUAUCUCAUGAGCAUUAUGUGUCAGACUAUUCUCUGCUCGACUUGAGUGAAGAUAUUAUGAUAAUAAAAUUGAUCCAUUUGCAAAUAAUAUUUUAUUGCCAUUAGUGGUUUACGCUAAAAACAAUACAUUGA
Molecule: messenger RNA, 312 nt
Organism: Paramecium tetraurelia
Lineage: Eukaryota; Ciliophora; Oligohymenophorea; Peniculida; Parameciidae
Exons: 2
Biological process (GO): centrosome duplication
Molecular function (GO): zinc ion binding
Source: RefSeq, a predicted model, not a curated record